Molecule: messenger RNA, 928 nt
Organism: Daktulosphaira vitifoliae (grape phylloxera)
Lineage: Eukaryota; Metazoa; Arthropoda; Insecta; Hemiptera; Phylloxeridae
Exons: 4
Coding region: 146-790 (214 amino acids)
Source: RefSeq, a predicted model, not a curated record
UUGUAUAACCGUUCAGAAUAAAUUAUAUUAAUGUGAAAAGUGAACAUUUAUUAAUUAACUCGUGUUUAUUUAAUAGCUAUAUAAAAAUUAUAUAUUUAUAAUAUAUAAAGUUUAUACUUUAGUAACAAAAUACCAAGUAUUUCAUAUGGAUGAAAUAACCGAAGAAAUCGAUAGAGUCGUUCAUGUACUUGAUGUAUUAAAAUCUAGAUACAUUUUACUACGUGUAAAGUAUGAUGUUGGUAGCAAUUUCCACAAAAAGGAUUCAAAAGAAAUGAGUGAUGCAACUAACGAUUUACAGUCAUAUGUUAUGUUAGAUUUGUACCUUUUGAAUUAUGCCUUUACUUAUGGACUUUAUUCAAUGAAUAUGUAUGCUACCCGUGCUAGAACAACUUUGAAAGAAAGUGACUCAGAUCCUCAUUUUUUAAAAAUUUUAAAAGAAAAAGUACAAUGCAUGGUUGAAACAACCCAAGAAAUUCAAAAUUCUACAAAGGACUGUUACUCAAGUUUUACAUCAUAUAUAAACUCUUUGCUAGUAUAUACUAACCUAUUGUAUGGUAUGACUUUAUCAGAUUCCAUAAAGAUUGACCAGAUUGACAAUGAAAAAAAGAAAAAGAAACUCAUGAAAAAAAUAUCAAAAAUUAAUUUGAUGGCUAAUAUUAUUCAGUUUUUGGUCUCUGAUAAAAUAAUGGAUUACAGAAUAGAAGAAGGUCGAGAUGCUUUAAAUAUGGCUUUAAAAUACAGAACACCGAGAACAUUAGAAUAUUACUCAAAAAAUAUCAAUAAUUCAUAGGAAAAUCAAUUUUGGUAAUUUAAUUUUAAAUUUUAUUUGAUCAAAUAGAGAAAAAUAAAAAAUAGUAAGCGUUUUCUCCAAAACAAAUUUAUUUGUUCACUUUUAUUUAAAUAAUUAAAUGCAUACGCUAUAUUAAGA